Tinamus guttatus (white-throated tinamou) is the source of this 902-nucleotide messenger RNA. It is a transcript of the gene ST6GALNAC6, whose product is annotated as ST6 N-acetylgalactosaminide alpha-2,6-sialyltransferase 6. Gene Ontology annotation, molecular function: alpha-N-acetylgalactosaminide alpha-2,6-sialyltransferase activity. Gene Ontology annotation, biological process: ganglioside biosynthetic process; oligosaccharide metabolic process. NCBI's taxonomy places the organism in Eukaryota, Metazoa, Chordata, Aves, Tinamiformes, Tinamidae. The record is from RefSeq and is a predicted model, not a curated record.
GCGCUGAGGCCUGCACAGAGACAUGAGCAGCAACGCGGGCCAGCGUGCCGCCGUCUUCCUGGUCCUCUUCGGCCUCAUCAUGUUGCUGAUCAUCUACAGCUCCAGCAGCGGCAACGAGGUCUUCCGCUACGGCGCGCUGCGGGGCAGAGCCCGCCGGCCCCCCAACCUCAAGAAAUGGGGGGUCAAAAACGGGUACCUGCCCGUCUGCGGCAACAAGACCCUGACUUCCCACUGCCACCAGUGCGUCAUCGUCACCAGCUCCAGCCACCUGCUGGGCACCCACCUGGGCUCGGAGAUUGACCAAGCCGAGUGCACCAUCCGCAUGAACGAUGCCCCCACCACUGGCUACGAGGCAGACGUGGGGAACAAGACCAGCUUCCCUGCUCACUCCAGCGUCUACCGCGUGCUCAAGAGGCCGCAGGAGUUUGUCAACAAGACCCCAGAGACCAUCUUCAUCUUCUGGGGGCCGCCCGCCAAGAUGCAAAAGAGCCUGCUGAAGAUCAUCCAGCGCGUCAGCAUGUCCUUCCCCAACAUGACGGCCUACGUCGUCUCCCCGGGGCGCAUGAAGCAGUUUGAUGACUUGUUCCGGGGCGAGACGGGGAAGGACAGGGAGAAGUCGCGGUCGUGGCUCAGCACUGGCUGGUUCACCAUGGUGAUCGCGGUGGAGCUGUGCUGCAAGGUCCGUGUGCCGCCCAACUACUGCAGCAACCGCCCGCAGCCCCGGCGCAUGGCGUACCACUACUACGAGCCCAAGGGCCCCGACGAGUGCACCACGUACAUCCACAACGAGCGGAGCCGCAAGGGCAACCACCACCGCUUCAUCACGGAGAAGCGGGUCUUCGCCAGCUGGGCCGGCCUUUACAACAUCAGCUUCUCCCACCCGGCCUGGGCCUAGGGCCCGC